AUGCAGACUAUGGGGGCCUCUCUGCAGAGCAAGUUUGGCAGAGGAAUCAAUUAUAAUAUGAAAAUAAUAAUACGGGGGGACAGAAAUGUCGGAAAAACCUGCCUACACCUCAGACUCCAGGGGCAGAAGUUCAGGGAGGAAUACCUCCCAACUGAUGAAAUUCAGGUUGCAAGCAUCCAAUGGAACUAUAAAACCUCAGAUGACAUCAUUAAAGUCGAGGUUUGGGAUGUGGUUGAUAAAGGAAGAAAGAAGAGGAAAAUUGAAGGAUUGAAACUGGAGCAACAAGCUGUUCCAGACGAGACAUGUCUAGAUGCGGAGUUUGUAGACGUCUACAAAGGUACUCAUGGCGUCAUCAUGGUACUUGAUAUCACCAAACAGUGGACUUUUGAUUAUGUCGAAAAGGAGGUGCCAAAAAUUCCAUCUGGAACUCCCAUCCUAAUUCUGGCCAACCAUCGAGACAUGGGGCACCAUAGAACUGUCAGCGAGGACCAAGUCAAGACUUUUGUAGAGUCUAUGCAAGAGAUGAGAGAAGGUUCCAUCCAAUAUGCAGAAUCGAGUAUGAGAAAUGGAUUCGGCCUAAAGUACAUACACAAAUUUUUCAAUCUGCCUUUUUUACAUCUGCAACGCCUGACCUUGGUAUCGCAACUGGAGAAGAACAAGGAGGACAUUGAUGUCACACUGGAAGAGUUGGAAAUGCUCCAACAGACCGACGAUCAAAAUUAUCAAUUGUUGGUCGUUCUAUGUUUUGUUGAUUUUUCUUAA
This is a messenger RNA of Helobdella robusta, 762 nucleotides long. RefSeq lists its product as hypothetical. NCBI's taxonomy places the organism in Eukaryota, Metazoa, Annelida, Clitellata, Rhynchobdellida, Glossiphoniidae. The coding region runs from base 1 to 762 and encodes 253 amino acids. Gene Ontology annotation, molecular function: GTPase activity; GTP binding. The transcript is spliced from 7 exons. The record is from RefSeq and is a predicted model, not a curated record. Gene Ontology annotation, cellular component: cytosol; nucleus.